Messenger RNA from Thalassophryne amazonica, 3736 nucleotides. It is a transcript of the gene antxr1d, whose product is annotated as ANTXR cell adhesion molecule 1d. The record is from RefSeq and is a predicted model, not a curated record. The coding region runs from base 530 to 2233 and encodes 567 amino acids. Gene Ontology annotation, molecular function: signaling receptor activity. Lineage: Eukaryota; Metazoa; Chordata; Actinopteri; Batrachoidiformes; Batrachoididae. Gene Ontology annotation, cellular component: membrane. The transcript is spliced from 18 exons.
AAUUAAAAAAAUAAAAAAAAAAUCAGAGCUGCAUCUAAUUAGAAAAUGAUUUCUUUCUCAAAGCGCCUGUGCGCAACUGAAGCGAUUGCAUUGGAGUGAUUUUUUUAACGAAUUUAUUCAAUUUUUGCACUUCUUGCACAUUAACUCUUUGAUUUUAGCACUUAUAAAUCCUAAAUUGCACAUUUUGUUUUUUGUUUGUUUUUUCCUCAGAUAGUCUGAAUCAGUCAUUUGCUCAGAGCUCUGCAGGAUUUCCAGAGAAAUUCCGUAAAUGUGAAGUUUUGACUCACUCCUUGGACGUCCCCCCCCCCCCCCCUCUCUCCCUCUCUCUCUCUCUCUCUCUCUCUCUCUCUCUCUCUCUGAGUCUCUGCCGAAAACAACAUUUGGAGGCUUCGACCGCUGAAUGUCUUCAGGCUGCACUAAAACCGGUUAGAAGAAAAGGAACCGAGCUGUAUUUACAGACAGAUGUCUGAGAGACAAUGUGAAAAGCUUUAGUUUAGAGUGUCAGAGGAGCGCACGGUAACCGGGGAAGAUGGCGAAGACGCGCACUGGCGUGUUUCUCGCCCUGGCUUUGCUGGGACUUUUCAUUCUCGACGUGAAAGGAGAGCUGCGGGGAGAGCAACAGGAGGAGGAGAAGGAGGAGGAGGAGAGGUCUUGUCACGGUGCCUUCGACCUCUACUUUGUCCUGGACAAGUCUGGAAGCGUGAAGAAUCACUGGAUAGAGAUUUACUCCUUUGUGAAGCAGCUGGCUGAGAAGUUUAUCAGCCCAAUGCUGCGAAUGUCCUUCAUUGUCUUCUCCACACGAGGAAACAUCAUCAUGAAACUGACCGAGAACAGAGAGGCGAUCAAUGGAGGCCUGACAGCGCUGAGAAAGGUUGUACCUGGCGGAGACACACUUAUGAACUUAGGCCUGGAAAUGGCUAAUGCACAGAUCUACAAGGAGAAGCAUGCCAGCGUGAUCAUCGCCCUGACGGACGGAGAGCUGAAUGAGUGGCAGUUUGACACGGCUCAACGAGAGGCAGACAGAGCCAGAUCACUGGGAGCCAUUGUUUACUGUGUGGGUGUUAAAGAAUUCAAUCAGACACAGCUUGCAACAAUUGCAGACACCGUGGACCACGUGUUUCCUGUGUGGGGAGGCUUCGAAGCCCUCGGGGGGAUUAUUGACUCGAUAAUCAAGAAGUCCUGCAUUGAGAUUCUGGCCGCAGAGCCGUCCAGCGUGUGUGCAGGAGAGAGUUUCCAGGUGGUGGUUAGAGGCAAUGGUUUUCUCCAAGCAAGAAACACUGACCAGGUCCUCUGCAGCUUCAAACUCAACGAUACACACACAGUUGAUGAGAGACCAGCCAGAAUAGAAGAUACCAUCCUGCUCUGUCCUGCUCCUGUUGUAGGUGAGGUGGGGAGGGUGAUCUACCUGCAGGUGACCAUGAAUGAAGGUCUGUCUUACAUCACCAGCUCUGUUCACAUCACUACCACUGAAUGUUUCGACGGGACCAUCAUGUUGAUAUCGUUACUGGUGGUGUUCUUGCUGUUGGCUCUGCUUCUGAUGUGGUGGUUUUGGCCUCUUUGCUGCACUGUGGUGAUUAAAGAACCUCCCCCACCUCCUCCUCCAGAACCAGAAUCAGAUGAUGAAGAUGGGAUGCCUAAGAAGAGGUGGCCUACAGUUGACGCAUCCUACUAUGGAGGAAGAGGAGUGGGUGGAAUCAAACGCAUGGAGGUGCGAUGGGGUGAGAAGGGCUCAACUGAAGAAGGUGCUAAGCUGGACAAACCCAAAAAUGCAGUUGUAAAGAUGCCAGAGCAAGAAUUUGAACCUUAUGAGCCCAAACCUCGCAAACCACCACGGCGCCCCCCACAGCAGAGGAGGUGGUACACACCCAUCAAGGGGAAGCUGGAUGCCCUGUUGGCUCUGUUCCGGAGAGGUUAUGACCAGGUGUCUCUGAUGAGACCGCAACCUGGAGACCAGGGUCGCUGUAUACGGUUCCAUCGGGUCAAAGAGGAGGAUUCCACCCCAAACCGGUCUCACCCUCCUACGCAUCACUCUAUGUCACCGCUCCCGCUUUCUGAUCAGCAACCUCUGGUUUCUUCUAUCCCACGCUCGAAGCCGCCGUCUAGGGGGCCCCGCGCCAUGCCACCUUCCCGGGCCCCCCCUCCAGUGGUCCGAUCCCCUCCAGGACCGCCUCCAGGUCGUGCUCCCCCAGGGCCUCCAGGGCUGCCGCCUUCACGACCCCUUCCUAGGCUCUGAUCACUCAAAAAAAAAAAAAAAAAGUAACCAAUGCAUCAAGUCGUCGCCAUUAAAUCCUGUCCUCCUUUCACCUCAAAGACUAAGACGACGGGUCGGAUUUGAAGCUCCGCGCUUUGUUGCUGGACAGCAAAAAUAUAUUUAUCUUUACAAAAUUCAGCUACUGAGUUUAUUCAAAUAUAUUCAACAAAAUGCCAACGUUAUAUUAAAAACAAAUUAUUUAACAAGAAGCCUAAGGAAUGUCUUGAUAAAUAUUGGUGGAAAAUCAAAGAAGGGGUUUUGUAUUUGCAGUAGAGGUGCAACUAACAAUUAUUUUUGCAAUCGAUUAAUCUAUUAUUUUUUUCCAUAUUAAUCAAAUAAUUUUUGAUUAUUUUCAGAUUAGUUGAAUGUGCCUUGUUUAAUUUGCCACUGAAUUAUAAUCAACCAACUUUCAACAUUGUAUUAAAAUUGUUUGUCAAAAAAGCAUUAACAAAUUUUUAAAAUGCAGCAUACAGAGGACAUGAAGUGCCAAUAAUUUGAAAAGGCAGGAUGGGACAAAAUACGGAAGAAAAUCUUGCACACAGCUUCUUCCUGAGAAAGAAAAAUGCUGUAUCCAUCAUUUUCAUUAUCAAUUAAUCUAUUUUCUAGAUUAAUCAAUUACAUGGUUGGCACAUAAAAUGAUGAAAAAUGUCAGUGUUUUGCAAAGUCCAACUUGACGUCCUCAAAUGUCUUGUUUUGUUCACAACCCAAAGACAGUUUACUCUCAGAUUGGGGAAAACAGAAAAUAUUCACAUUUAAGACGUUGACAUCAGAGAAUGUGGACAUUCAGUAAAAAGACAAUGAUUAAUUGAUUACCAAAAUAGUUGACAAUUAAUUAAAUAGAUUCAUAUUGAUUAAUCAGUUGUUGCAUCUCUAACUUACAGCUCAGAAAGGUUUCAAUGACGGUAAGCGUUGGUAUGAUCAGGGUUGAAUUUUGCAGAGCAGAGCAAUGUAAAGUGAAGAAUGUGGCACGUAUUCAAGUAGGUGGAGUCAACUGGACUUUAGUUCCUUGAAGAAAAGCUUGUGGUAUGUGUGGGGAAAGAUGAUUCAGUGUAGAUAUUGAUAGACUUCUUUAAAUAUCACAGCAGUUUGUUUUUUGCAUUUUCAUUGAGACACAGUUCACAGGUAAAGUGAGAUGAUUGCAGCUGCAGGACAGUUUCACCAAAUUUUAUUUAUUUUUCACAGGCCCUGUCUGCAUCUGUUUUCCAUUAUGGAUAUGACAUAAAACCUGUGCUUAAUCCAUAUAAUUUGCUCUGUCUCAACCAUAAGCAAAAACAAGAGCAGCAAAAUGUUAUGGAUUUCUGCACGUUGUUACAAAUCUUAAAGACUAUAUAGAGAAAGCCAUUAUACUUUUUUUUUUUUUUAACACUUUCCCAUGAGUAGCAUCGUACAUUUAUUUGUCAGGGUUCUUCUGUAAUUUGCAUUGACUGAAAUGAUCAUUCGCAUUAUUUCUGUUAGUAUUUUCAAUAAACCAAGUCUUUUUUAAUG